This is a messenger RNA of Mesorhabditis spiculigera, 468 nucleotides long. NCBI's taxonomy places the organism in Eukaryota, Metazoa, Nematoda, Chromadorea, Rhabditida, Rhabditidae. The record is from the annotation of a GenBank genome assembly.
AUGUUGCGCUGGUCCUUAAUUUUCCUUCUUCCGUUUCUGGCAUUGCUCACAAUCCCCUCAUCAGCUCAAUGCCCACCAAACACCUUCAACGCCACCGAGCUCCGUGAAUGCGUGCAUAUCGAGUUGGCGCCGGCCAACCGCUCGCAGCAAUGGGAUAUGUGCGCGGGGUUGAAGGGGUACCUCAUCUCCAUCCACAGCCUCUACCAAAAUAACGCCCUCGUGCAAUAUGCCAGUGAGGUAUCCCCCUCCCCGGGGCUCCUCUACACAGCACUGUACUACGAACAAGUCGGCCAUAUUCAAUUCUGGGAAAACUGGGACGGGACGACGGUUGACUAUUUGAACUGGGCGCCGGGCGAGCCCACCCCGGGAGUACAGUGCGCAACUAUCGACGUUCCGUCCGGCAAGUGGUAUGCCGUGGAGUGUGGCCGGCCGUUGGGUGCUAUAUGCGAGAUCUAUUAUCCGAGGGCA